AUGAGUUUCUGGGUUGGCGUCUCUUGUAACCCAAAUGGCACAAGAGUAGUUGCUCUCCAUCUCCCAGCCGUUGGAUUCCGUGGUCCAAUUCCACCUAACACAAUUGGGAAGCUUGAUGCACUAACAAUCCUUAGCCUUCGAUUAAACCACUUGAACCAGAGUCUUCCACCUGAUAUUCUUUCCCUUCCUUCCCUCAACUAUGUAUAUCUUGAAGAAAAUAACUUCACGGGUGAUAUUCCUUAUCUUCUCUCCUCACAGCUCAACUUAAUUAACCUGUCCUUUAAUUCCUUCACGGGCAGCAUUCCAAACUCAAUUCAAAAAUUGGGCUAUCUUAAUGUAUUAAACCUCCAGAAUAACUCCCUCACCGGAUCCAUUCCUGAUCUAAACCUCCCAAAUCUCAAGCAAAUCAAUUUCAGCUACAACCACCUGAGUGGCUCAAUCCCAUCUUCCCUUCAAAAGGAACCUAUGUUAUGUGGGCCACCACUGAAUCACUGCCUCAUGAACACCUCGCCGUCUCCUUCCCCAACUUACUUUCCUCCCUCGCCAACAAUACCUCACUAUCAGAAAGCAAAGAAAAAAUUGAGUGUGGUGCUAUGCUGUUUGAAGAAGAAAAAUGUUACAAGUGGUGGUGCAUUGAAAAGGAAGUUUUAUGGUGGAAGGUGUGAGAAUCCCAAGGAAGAUUUCAGCAGCGGGGUGCAAGAAGCUAGGAAGAACAAAUUGGUUUUCUUGGGAGGUAACACCUGUAAUUUUGAUCUAGAGGAUUUACUGAGAGCUUCUGCAGAAGUUAUGGGAAAGGGAACUUAUGGGACAACAUAUAAAGCUAUUUUGGAAGAUGGAACAACUGUGGUUGUGAAGAGGCUGAAGGAAGUGGCUCUUGGUAAGAGGGAGUUUGAACAACAGAUUGAAAUAAUGGUAAGAGUAGGACAGCAUCCAAAUAUUGUUCCUCCUCGAGCUUAUUAUUAUUCCAAGGACGAGAAACUCAUAGUUUAUGACUACAUGAUCGUUGGCAGUUUGUGGGCACAUCUGCAUGGAUACAGGGAAACUGAAAGAACGCUUGACUGGGAAACCAGAGUGAAGAUUUGCCUCGGAGCAGCUAGGGGUGUUGCUCAUAUCCAUUCUUCAUCUGGUGGGAAAUUCACGCAUGGAAGCAUAAAAUCUUCCAACAUCCUCCUCACGCGUGACCUCCAAGGCUGCAUUUCUGAUUUUGGCCUAAGUCCUCUAUUUGCCCCACCUUCAAUUCCACCUAAAAUUGCAGGAUAUCAAGCCCCUGAGGUGAUUGAGUUCAGGAAAUACAUCCAGAAAUCAGAUGUUUAUAGCUUCGGGAUCAUCCUCCUCGAGAUGCUGACAGGAAAAGCACCUGUGCAAUCACUGGGAGGAAAUGAAAAUGUGGUUGAUCUACCGAGAUGGGUCAAUUCCAUCAUCAGAGAGGAAUGGACGGCUGAGGUCUUUGAUUCCGAGCUAAUCGGGUACCAAAAUAAUGAAGAAGAGAUGGUUCAGAUGCUUCAAAUUGCACUGGCUUGUGUCGAGAAGGUUCCAGACAAAAGGCCUAAGAUGGAGGAGGAUAUGUAUCCUAUCCAUGAUUCAUUCGAUACUCCUCCUAAGAGCAAUGUCCUCACCUCUCACAGAGACGUGGGACCCACAUCUCACUCGGCUGUGGGUCCCACCUCUAUGAGAGGUGCCGGCACUGCUCUUAGGAUAAACCUCUAUCUAUUGGAAACAAUAGUGGAGGAGGGUCCAAAGAGAAAAAUCAUCAAACAUCAAGCACAUUCACUAACGAUGUACAUCACAUGCUGGAUACAGCACACUCCCUCCAGGCUAUGGCUGUCCUGUAUUCUGCCUAAACAGCUCUUACCCAGUUGGCUCCUCAUGAUUUCAUGA
This is a messenger RNA of Thlaspi arvense, 1878 nucleotides long. NCBI's taxonomy places the organism in Eukaryota, Viridiplantae, Streptophyta, Magnoliopsida, Brassicales, Brassicaceae. The record is from the annotation of a GenBank genome assembly.